AUUUUAAAGCUUUAGAGAGAAAGAGAGAGAGAGUCAACAUCGAGUAAAUAAGCAAAAUCUUUUUUUUAAUACAAGUAAUUUUCAUCCUUCUCUUCAUCAUCAACACACAAGUUCUACUAUUUAGUACUCACUCUGUCUUUUUUUUUCAUCUUCUUUCCUUCGUCUUCAUUCUCUCAUUAUCAUCAACAACCUCACCAUUAUAUUUUACUACAACAUCUCUACUACAACAACAAACAUCAGUUUUCUUCUUCUCUGUUCUUCAAGUCAAAAUCCGGGUUUUUCUACGAAGGAAAACAUUACAUUUUCAGAGAAGGAUAUUUUUCUCUUUCUCUCUCUCUCUUGUUCGAAAUUAUCUUUAAUACAUAUUUUCUUCUAUUUUGGAGAAGAAAUAAAAUUCAUUCUUUUUUUCCUUUUGAUAUUUUAUUUGUGUACCAAAUUAUCAACAAUCAAAACAUCAACUAUAAUUGUGUCUGUCUCCCUCUCUUCUGAUCGUGUGUGUUGAAUCUAAAAAGAAUAGAAUUUGGAUUUCAAUUCUUAUUCUCUCUUCAAUCAUUCACUUCUCUUACCAUUGAGAGUCAAAAGGAAAAUAUAUAUUAACCUCUAUCAUUUUCAAUUUCUCUCUCUCUCUCUAUCUUCACUGUUUAAUUACUGUUUAAAUUAUUGUUUUUAUUAUAAAUUUUCAUCAUCACCAUCAUUCAUCUGAUACAAUAAUUAUUAAUCGUUUUUCGAUAUAAUUGGUUGAAUACAACUUACUCUUAUUUCCAUUAUCAAGCGAAAAACAUUUAUAUUAUCAAAACAUCUUAUUCUCCUUGUGUGUUUGCUGAUAUUCUUGCCUUAAUAUGAUGUUUUAUAUUAUUCACUGUGUUCAUACUCCUUGGAUAAGUUUUCUACAUUAAAGAAAAAAAAACGAGGUCGGUUCAGUGAACCAUUUGGAUUAAUUGGAUUAUCUCUCUUUUCAUUUAUCUUCUCUGUUUUAUUAUUUAUUCUCUUCUAAUUCUUCAUCAUUGAAAAAUUCAACAUUUUCACUCAUCAACUAAAACGUAAUCAUCAUCAUCAUCACCAUCAUCUCUCUAACUAUUAUUUAAUCCUUCAUCAAACGUCAUCAUCAUCAUCGAACUAAAAAAUCAACAACAUUCUCUCAACAUUGAUAACUCAGUGAACUAUUAAUUAUAACCAUCGAUCGCUAUCCCGUUUUCCUUCACAUCUUUAUCAACUUUUUACUAUUUAAUCUCUCUUCUUGUUUUCUCAUCUAUUCAUCAUUAAUAACCACAAUUUCAAAUCUUUAAUCACAAUGGAUCCUCACCAUGAACCAUUUGAAAAAUCUUACAAAGUCGGUCCACUUUUGGGUAAAGGAGGUUUUGGUACCGUUUUUGCCGCGUUAAGGGCUCGUGAUGGUCUUCCUGUAGCUGUAAAGCAUAUAUUUAAAGAGAAAAUUGUCGGCUGGGAUAAUAGUGGACCAAAUAGAAUUCCUAUGGAAAUAAGUUUGCUUAAAAAGGUUAACCAUCUAAGUGGAGUGAUUCGUAUAAUUGACUUUUAUGAAAGAUCAGAUUCUUUUAUCAUAAUCAUGGAAAGACCAGAAUCAGCAAUGGAUUUAUUUGACUUUAUAAGUGAAAAGGGUGUACUUGAUGAGAAAUUGUCCCGUGUAUUUUUCCACCAAGUAGUUGAAACAGUUAUCUCAUGCCAUAAGGCUGGAGUAAUUCACCGUGACAUCAAAGAUGAAAAUAUUCUCGUCGAUUUGGACACUUUAAAACUUAAAUUAAUCGAUUUUGGUUCAGGUGCACACAUGAAGGAAGGUUAUUAUACCGAUUUUGAGGGUACCCGAGUUUACAGUCCACCCGAAUGGAUUAAAUCAAAUAAAUAUAAGGGUAAAUCAGCAACCGUCUGGUCCCUUGGAGUACUUUUAUAUGAUAUGGUGUGUGGUGACAUUCCCUUUGAAAAAGAUGAACAAAUUUUAAAAGGUGAAAUAAGGUUUCCCCGACGUUUAUCCCGUGAAUGCCAGGAUUUAAUUAUAAGGUGUUUAUCCAAAACUCCAAUGUACCGUCCAUCCUUAGACGAGAUUUUAAAGCAUCCCUGGAUGAGUGUAGACCUUGACGGUUGCACCACCGUGUCCACAACAAUUCCAGUAACUGGUGGUAACACAAGGCGUUCCCAAGUACUGACAACAACGAUAGACGAUUCAGACUCAACAAGCGGAGAAUCACCACCAAGUAGUCAAUGUAGUAUUUGACCACGCUUAUUGUUGUAGAUACCUCACCCUUAAAUCUUUAAAUUGUACCUUAUUAAUUUAUCGCAUUUGUACAAAGUCUCUCUCUCUUUCUGCUCUUUCUCUCCAUCUCCCUUUCUUUAUCUUUCUCAUUUGAAAAAGCAAGAAAACAUCUCUUCCAUUUUUCAUCUUCACCAAAAAAUCAACUCAUACCACACACAUACUACAUCCAACACCUUACAUUGUAAAUACACACACAUACACACCACAAUACACAUCUACAUCAACAUCCACACACACACACACACACACACAUACAACAUAAAUCACAUUUCACAUU
Messenger RNA from Panonychus citri (citrus red mite), 2543 nucleotides. Its product is annotated as serine/threonine-protein kinase pim-3-like. Lineage: Eukaryota; Metazoa; Arthropoda; Arachnida; Trombidiformes; Tetranychidae. The record is from RefSeq and is a predicted model, not a curated record. Gene Ontology annotation, molecular function: ATP binding; protein serine/threonine kinase activity. Gene Ontology annotation, cellular component: cytoplasm. Bases 1292 to 2227 code for a protein of 311 amino acids. The transcript has 2 exons. Gene Ontology annotation, biological process: negative regulation of apoptotic process; protein autophosphorylation.